GUGCCGGAGAACCAGUGGUGAUUAAAAGAGGCUUUCAAGAGAAAGCUAGGGAGCCAAAAACUCCUUUGCCACAGAACUGCAAGUCUACAGGCUCCAAAAGGUUCAUGCUGAUAAGAGAAGCUGUUUGAGAUUGCACUGAAAUAUUUCCGCAGAAAGGCAUUUGACUAGGGAGCCAUGGAGCUAGGAAAAGGAAACCCUCAACAGAUAAGGCAAGUGCUGCUUUUCUUUGUUUUCCUGGGAGGGUCUUUGGUGUGUUCAGAAACCUGGCGCUAUUCUGUAGCAGAGGAAACGGAGAUCGGCUCCUUUAUAGGCAACAUGGUGAAAGACAUAGGUUUGAGUGUGGAAGACCUGUCUGCAAGGGGGGCCAGAGUCAUCUUUGACGAUUAUAAACCACACUUGCGGUUGGAUCUGCAGACUGGCAACUUGCUCUUAAAUGAGCAACCGGACCGAGAGGCACUUUGUGAUCUUACCGAGCCAUGUAUAUUGCAUUUCCAGGUACUACUUGAAAAUCCUUUGCAAUUUUUUCGAGCUGAGCUUUGGGUUGAAGACAUAAAUGAUCACACUCCCACGUUCACAGACAAACAUAUAUUUCUGAAAAUCUCAGAAAGCACUGCUCCAGGAACCUCGUUCCAAAUGGACAGCGCUCAGGACUUGGAUGUAGGAAAGAAUGGUGUCCAAAACUACACGUUAAAUCCCAAUCCUCAUUUCCACCUUAAACUGCAAGGCAGUGAGGAAGGUACAAAAUACCCAGAGCUGUUACUGGACCAACCUCUGGAUAGAGAAAAGGAGCCUGAGCUUAGAUUAACGCUAACAGCCCUGGAUGGCGGGUCUCCACCGAGGUCUGGAACUGCGCUGGUGCGUGUGUUGGUCUUAGAUAUCAAUGACAAUGCCCCACAGUUUGAGAGAUCCAUCUAUGAGGUUCCGAUACCAGAAAACAGCCCUCUGGACUUCUUGGUCGUCAAGGUAUCUGCGACAGAUUUAGACGCAGGAAUAAAUGGAGAACUAUCUUACUCAUUUUCCCACGUUUCCAGAGACAUACAGAAGACAUUUGAAAUCCAUCCAAUUUCUGGUGAAGUCCGUUUAAAAGCGCUUCUGGAUUUCGAAUUAGUUCAGUCUUACAUAAUAAAUAUCCAGGCCAUUGACGGUGGGAGCCUUUCAGGAAAAUCAGUAAUUUUAGUUAGUGUUGUAGAUGUGAAUGACAACCCGCCAGAAGUAGUCGUAACAUCUCUUACCAGCCCCAUACCAGAAAAUUCAUCGCCUGAAAUGGUGGUCGCGGUUUUUAGCCUCCGAGACCCAGACUCUGGCGACAACGGGAGGAUGGUUUGCUCAAUUCAGGACAACCUUCCGUUUCUCUUGAAGCCUAAUUUCAAAAAUUUCUACACCUUGGAAACAGAGAGCCCACUGGACAGAGAGAGCAGAGCCGAGUACAACAUCACGAUCACGGUCACUGACAUGGGAACCCCCAGACUGAAAACCGAGCACAACAUAACCGUGCUGGUGGCCGACGUCAACGACAACGCCCCCGCCUUCACCCAGACCUCCUACACUCUGUGGGUCCGCGAGAACAACAGCCCCGCCCUGCACAUCGGCAGCGUCAGCGCCACAGACACAGACGCGGGCGCCAACGCCCAGGUCACCUACUCGCUGCUGCCGCCGCCAGACCCGCACCUGCCCCUCGCCUCCCUCGUGUCCAUCAACCCCGACAACGGCCACCUCUUCGCCCUCACGUCCCUGGACUACGAGGCCCUGCGGGCCUUCGAGUUCCGCGUGGGCGCCGCCGACCGCGGCUCGCCCGCGCUCAGCAGCCAGGCGCUGGUGCGCGUGCUCGUGGCGGACGCCAACGACAACGCGCCCUUCGUGCUCUACCCGCUGCAGAACGCCUCGGCGCCCUGCACCGAGCUGGUGCCCAGGGCGGCCGAGCCCGGCUACCUGGUGACCAAGGUGGUGGCGGUGGACGGCGACGCGGGCCAGAACGCCUGGCUGUCGUACCAGCUGCUCAAGGCCACGGAGCCCGGGCUGUUCGGCGUGUGGGCGCACAACGGCGAGGUGCGCACGGCGCGGCUGCUGAGCGAGCGCGACGCGCCCAAGCAGCGGCUGGUGGUGCUGGUCAAGGACAACGGCGAGCCGCCGCUGUCGGCCAGCGUCACGCUGCACGUGCUGCUGGUGGACGGCUUCUCGCAGCCCUACCUGCCGCCCCCGGAAGCGGAAGCGGCGGCCGCGGCGCCGGCCGACCCGCUCACCGUCUACCUGGUGGUGGCCUUGGCGUCGGUGUCGUCGCUCUUCCUCUUCUCGGUGCUGGUGUUCGUGGCGGUGCGGCUGUGCAGGAGGGGCGGGGCGGGCUCGGCGGGUCGCUGCCCGGUGCCCGAGGGCCACUUCCCGGGCCACCUGGUGGACGUCAGCGGCACGGGGACCCUGUCCCAGAGCUACCAGUACGAGGUGUGUCUGACUGGAGGAACUGGGACCAGAGAGUUCAAGGUUCUGAAGUCUGUUGCCUCUAAUCAUCGGGGGUCCGUGAUUAAUGUAGAAGAAAACUCAGACUUUCUAGAUAGUUUUGGAUUCAAUUAGGAAUUUAUCAGUUUAUUGGAGUUGAAAGUUUUUUCAAAAUAUACUGUUCCCAUUAGCUUUUAGAUCCAUAUAGAAUUUUUUUUGCUGAUUUCAUUUUCCUAGUUAAGAAGGUUAGCAAUUUUUCUUAAGUGUAUAGUCAUAUGUAUGCUCUUUAUUCUAUUUUGAUGGAAAAAUCUUUCAACUUAACUACUGCAAAGUCACAAACAUUUGUUCAAUUUUUCAACUUUUUGUCAUCAAACACUAUUGAUUUGAAAAUAACCCCAGACGCAUUCUGUUUAUUGUUCAAAAACUGCUUCCUAAAACAAAACCCAAAAAACUGCUUCCUAAUUUUUUGAUACUGUGGUUAUGUAGGAGAUGGGCAUCAUAAAAUAUAAUGAAUUAUUAGUAUAUCUUAUAUUGAAUCACAUUAUGCCUGUCUUAAAUUUUUUAAUGGAGAAAUGUCUGCAAAAUGCAUGUUUUUGUUUCACAAUUGUAUUAAAUGGAAAAGACUACAAUUUCUCCUAUACUUAGACUUUUGCUCUCUUUACAUCAACCUUCUGUAUAUAACAUAUAUGUUACUGAAAUAUUAGAUUAUUUAAAAAUAUUUAAAUAGGUCCCUUUUGUGUCUAUCUAUCCCACCCUACCUUUUUCAGAAAACAACUCUCUUCAAUAAUAGUAUAUUGUUGCAGCCAUGUUUAUUUUAUAUGACUUACCUCCCUCUGUGAUUUCAGAUAAUCAGACAAGGUUGUAGACAUUGCUGAUACAAGCUUGACCAAUCUCAUUUUCUCUGCUUUAAAAAAUGGCUUUAUAAACUAGUAUAAAAUAGCCCAUUAGAUACCUAACAAGAAAAUUAUAUCGUGAUGGCUAAAUACAUGAAAAAAGCACCAAAAGUCAGUCUACUUAGAUAAGAAGGAAGGAGAUGCCUAAAGAG
Molecule: messenger RNA, 3475 nt
Organism: Cervus elaphus (red deer)
Lineage: Eukaryota; Metazoa; Chordata; Mammalia; Artiodactyla; Cervidae
Product: protocadherin beta-18-like
Exons: 1
Coding region: 175-2565 (796 amino acids)
Biological process (GO): homophilic cell-cell adhesion
Cellular component (GO): plasma membrane
Molecular function (GO): calcium ion binding
Source: RefSeq, a predicted model, not a curated record